Molecule: messenger RNA, 6247 nt
Organism: Coregonus clupeaformis (lake whitefish)
Lineage: Eukaryota; Metazoa; Chordata; Actinopteri; Salmoniformes; Salmonidae
Product: katanin-interacting protein
Exons: 28
Coding region: 383-5308 (1641 amino acids)
Source: RefSeq, a predicted model, not a curated record
GUUACUAAGGGUAGGCAAAGUAUUCCUCCCUCUGCUGUAGUAGGCCUUGGCUGUGUAGGCAGGCAGUGUACACAAAACAUGGUGCUCCUCCUCAUGGGUGUGUCCAACACAGAGGGGCUUUCGCUACUGGUGGAUGUUUCUCCUGGUAACUAGCAACAACUGUUACCAACACACAGGACACAUGAAAAUCGGACUUCAUCUGAAUAUCGAAAAACUGCUUUAUAACACCUGUGAAUAGAGCUAUGAAUUAGCUGAAUUCAAACAUCAUGGAAUGACAUCUUCUCAAAUGUGGAGUUAGGGCUAUGUGAAAACCAGUGUCUUGGAUACACAAUGGAUAAAGAGUGUUCCUGCAGAUGUUGAAGCAUAGUUGGCUGCUAGACUUAUGAUCUUAAAGAGACUGCAAACUAAAGAGCCCAAGGAGAUUGAGCUAGAAUGUCUGGAGCAGGGCAUCUUCAUCUAUCUGAAUGGGGCUAAUGCUAACGCUAGCAAGCAGACCAAGAGACCCAACCAGAAGUCUGUCACUUUGCCACCGCCCACUCUGAGAGCUACACACACGGCUGAUGCCUCCAGAAGGGGUUCACAGCUAGCAGAGGAGGAAAUCCGCAAUCUGGAGGUGAACAGCAGGAAGAGGAGUCUCAUUGGCCCGGGAAAAGUGCAGAGGAGAGAAUGGGUUCAGAACUCGAUCAACAUUAGAACAGAACAAGGACCCUGUUUGCGGAUAUCUCCAGAGAGACGGUACUCUGAAGACUUUGAACCCUACGACAGCAGAGAGAUGGAGCGGUCGAGUCCACGCUCUCCUCAUAGUCCCCACUCCCCGCAAGAUUCCUGUAAGGUGUCACGUUCGUUUGGCUCCAGGGCUGAUGGCCGAGGAGGUAGCCAGGCAGAGCCUGAACAUCAAAGCGAACGGGUCCUACUCAACAUCGACGAGGUCAAGGUGCUUCGACGGAGCCUGGAGGCGAGCUUGCGGAGGAGCAGCGGUAGCCGCGGAUCGGCGGGGGAGGAGUCGGACGAGGAGUGGGUAGAGGAGCAGAUCGAGAGGGAGGAGAGCACGGAGAGCCUGGAAGAGCUGGGUCUGCCUCCUUCCUCCUCCAACAAAACAUCUACUCACACAAACCAUCCGCGAGCCACUGGGCCCAAAGGCUGCCUUCACGACCCUGCAGAUCUCAUAGUGCUGGACUUUGGGCCUUCUCCUAAAGGCCGUAAGAUCGAGCGUUCGCUGUCGGCCAAGAGGAAUGACAACCUGGAGGCCUACAUCCCCACCAAGCCUCUGCUGGUAAAGAGCAAAACUCUGGACAGGCCCUCUUCAAAGGAGUGCAGGGAUGGCAGAGAUACUCAACGGCCGAGGAGUCGUGUAGAGCGUCCCCUGUCUGCAGCAAGGAAGGCCUCCCAAGAGGAGCGCGACUCGGAGGAGACAGCGUGCAGGGUGCUCCAGGCCCUGCAGAGAGAGAACAGCCCAUUGCAGAGCCCCAAGCCCAGGGCCUUCAGCCGCACCCCGGUGAGAGGAUACCAGAUGAUGAACGGCUCGCUGCGUGACGACGAUGGCGACAUAGAUGAAAGUGGGGUGACCAGAGCCAUGCAGAGAGUCACCCUCAUGGGUCCCAGGCAACAGCAGAAACUACUAAAGGCGUUGGAGAAACUGGAGGUAGGCACGAACUUUGACAUCCCUCAGACAGCGAAGACGGAUAAUAGCAAACCACCGUAUAGGCGGGUCUCGGUGGAGGCACCACCCACCGUGUACAUCACCAUGGAGAUCCUGAGUAACUGGGGGAACAGGGGCCAGGUGGGGCUGACGGAGAUGCAGUUCUUCGGCCCAGGGAACAGGAAGCUGUAUGUGUCGCCGCAUGACCUGGACAUCCGGAAUGCCGACUCCCCUGGGAACCUCGGAGCGCUAGUCAACGGGAAAGCUAAGACCACAAAGGAGCGUCAUAUGUGGACCUGUCCUUUCCAUCUUCCGGUCCAACUCUACUUCAUCAUCAGGAACACGGAGCGCUCUCCGGACUUUGGGAUAUCCGAGAUCAAGAUCUGGAACUACAACAGGAGCCUCAAUGACCUGGACGUUGGUGCCCGGCAUGUGAAUCUUUACCUCAACAGCACGCUGGUGUUCGAAGGCGAGCUGGACAAGGGAUGUGGCAACCAGAUCUUCGAUUACAGCACCAGCAUCGACCUCCAGGCACUCCAAGUCCCAGAAUCCUUCUCUCCCAGCCCCGUGGCGUCCGGACACAGUCUGCGGGGUGCCAGCCCACAGUGCCAUGACGAGAGGAGCGUGGGGGGGAACAGCGAAGGGCAGCAUCGAGACCCCAACCCCAACCAUGGACUCUCUGAGGGGCUAGCCCAGUUCAGGAUAGACAUGCAGGAUAAAACCUACAACCCUCUCCCACCCACAUCUACAAACCGCCCCCCCCUACAGAGGGACUCCUUUAACAUGGACCCUCCGGACCUGGACCUCCCCCACCCCCCUCUGAAAGAGCAGCUGGAGCAGUCAGGUCAACCCACAGAGUGCACAGUCACCACCCAGCCUUCCUCCUCCAGGACUCCCCAGUGGCUACAACCCCUGGCCCGAAGCGCCCCCGAGGGCUGCGAUGCCGGAAGGGAGAGGCCCCUCUGGCUAGUGCCCCAGCAGUCUGUGGAGCCCAAACCUCCCCUCCCCCAAUCCACCUCCACCUCGGUGCUCCCGGAGCUGGGCUGUAACCCGGGAAGGGUGUGUCGGGGGGUGGAGAGGACUGUGAACGAGGGCCAGUGGAGUGCAGACUCUCUGGACCUGGGAGGUGACCUGCUGGAGGAGCUGAGUGACCAGCAGCGCCAGGACCGGCCUGUUAGUGGACGUAGGAGCUCAGCCAACAACAACAACACUAGUAGCAGAAAACCAGCAGAGGAGGACAAGCAUGGAGCAAUUGGACUGACCACAGAGGAGCCAAGUUCAGUGUCAGACAGCAGCAACAAGAGGCAGCGUCAUACCCGCCAGGCCACGCUCCACAGCCAGCAGGACCAGGAUGACACCCUCAUGGAGUCCUGGGACUCCCUCACAAAGUUCAACCAGUGCCAGCGUGGUCGCAUCUCCAACAUGGGCUUCGAGGGCGACAUCUUUGACGAGUUCCUCCAGCGUUCCUCCAGAGCCGCCACUAUCACCACAAUCCCCUCCUCCGACCCAGGAGGCCCCCCCUGCAGCCCCUUCCCCUCCUCCUCCCACCUCUCUUCCCCCGCCCCUCAAGGGGGCCUCUGCGAUGACCCGGAGGAUGACCUUUCCACCGAGCCGGAGCGCGAGGAGGAGUUUGAGAUUCCGGUCCUCCCACGUGGUCAACAUCUGGUCAUUAACAUCCUGUCCACGUGGGGCGACCGCCACUACGUGGGACUCAACGGUCUCGAAGUCUUCAGCUCCAGCGGUCAGCCCCUCCGGCCCGCCCGCAUCCGUGCCGACCCUCCCGAUAUUAACGUGCUGCCCGCCUACGACAAAGACCCGCGCAUUGUCGCCAACCUGAUCGACGGAAUCAACCGCACACAGGACGACAUGCACCUGUGGCUGGCGCCGUUCACCCAGGGGAUGAGUCACGUGAUCUACCUGGAGUUCGCUGGGCCAUGUCAGGUGGCCAUGAUAAGAGUGUGGAACUACAACAAGUCCAGGAUCCACUCGUUCAGGGGGGUGAAGGAGGCUGAGAUGCUGCUGGACGGGAGGUGUAUCUUCAGGGGAGAGAUCGCCAAGGCGUCAGGGACUCUGUCUGGAGGUCUGGACCAAUUCGGGGACACCAUCUUGUUCACCAUGGACGAUGAGAUCCUGGAGGCUAUGUCGCGCUACGACGAGACGUUCUUUGGGGAGGCGGAGUGCUUCGAGGGACUGAUGGGGUAUGAGGAGGAGCUGCAGAGGCCCAGCACGGCCGACGGAGAGGGGGAGGACAGACCCUUCACACAGGCUGGCUUCAGACCCGAGGACGACCUCGCUUUAAAACUUCAUCUGAACGCUAUUGAUGGUCAGUCUGAGGAGACCCUGGAGCAGAUCCCAGGAAUGUACAAUGGAAAGUGCCUUAGGAUAGAGUUGAGUAUGACGUGGGGGGACUCCCACUACCUGGGCCUGACAGGGUUAGAGGUGUUGGGGAAGGAGGGGGACAGCCUGCCUCUGGACCUUACCAUGGUGGAUGCCUCGCCACGGGACCUCAAUGACCUGCCUGAGUACGGCCAGGACACACGCACCCUCGACAAACUCAUUGACGGCCACAACAUCACCACUGAGGACCAGCACAUGUGGCUGAUUCCAUUCUCCUUUGGCCAGCACCACACCCUGAUGGUGAACUUUGACAAGGCCCAGACGGUGGCUGGCCUCCGCAUCUGGAACUACAACAAGACCCCAGAGGACUCCUACAGAGGGGUGAAGGUGAUCCAUGUGUCUCUGGACAAUAUGCUCAUCUCUCCAGCAGAGGGCUUCCUCAUCAGGAAGGGACCAGGGAACUGUCACUUUGACUUUGCUCAGGAGAUCCUCUUCAUUGACCUCCUCCAGACCCCCACCACAGGCCUGGUCAACAGCAAGAGGACAGCAGAGGACUCGGCCUACACACUCAAGGCUGGCUCCAGAAGACAGGAGCAAGCCAGCAUGGACUACGAGGCCCCCAUCAUGCCUUGUGGAUUCAUCUUCCAGCUGCAGCUGCUGACCACCUGGGGUGACCCCUACUACAUCGGCAUGAACGGCCUGGAGUUCUAUGACCAAAACAACGAGAAGAUACUCCUCAGUGACAACAAUAUCGCUGCGUUCCCAGACAGUGUGAAUGUCCUGGACAGUGUGAACGGUGAUGUAAGGACUCCAGAUAAGCUGGUAGAUGGAGUGAACAACACUCAUGAUGGCAGACACAUGUGGCUAGCACCGGUGCUCCCCGGACUGGUGAAUCGCGUGUAUCUCAUAUUUGACCAGCCAGUGACCGUGUCCAUGAUCAAACUGUGGAACUACUCCAAGACACCACAGAGGGGGGUAAAGGAGUUUGGGCUGCUAGUGGAUGACCUCCUGGUGUAUAAUGGCAUCUUGGACAGUGUGAGCCAGGCGGCGCGGGGCAUCCUUCCCACCUGUGACCCGGUGGUGCCCUACCACACCAUCCUCUUCACCGACAACGCCCACAUUGCCCACCGUGAAAGGAACACUGUCAUCAGCCCCCGAGGUGGUAGCAGACAUCACGAUCUGAAACACAAUUAUGUGGAGGACCAAGAUGUGAAGAUGACCAAUGAGAAUCAGAUAGUCCAUCACAACAACAAGAAACAAACAGUUGAUCCAGCGCUUCGUCCUAAAACCUGCAUGACGGACACUGGGAAGCUCGGGAAAAGGAGGUACUGACAGACGGACUGACAGGCAGAUGAUCGGACAGACGGACGUCGAUGGAGUCCCACUGGUCAAAUGGAGGGAACAGAAAUGAAAGGAUGAUGGUUUACUGACUGUAUCUGCACUAUCCCACUCGGGGGACUUUUAACACAAAGCCUUGACCAGCUGAAAAGAAACACAUUUCCAUUGCCCUCCAUUAGUAAUUACACUGUAGGGAAGUGUUGCCUAGUGAUACUUUAGAAGAGGACAGAGCUUGUACAGAACACAUUAGGUUUGUAUCCAUCUGCCCACAGGAUCAGCCUUCCUUUUUCUGGUUGGAUUGGUUUUCUUGUCACUCUUUCUCUCUAGACUCCUACAGAUGUAUAGUACAUGUGUAGUAACAACAUCAGAUAUAUAGUACUUGUGUAGUACUACAACAGAUGUAUAGUACCUGUGUAGUACUAACGUUGCAUCAGAUUAAUAGUACCUGUGUAGUAUUACUACAUCACAUAAUACCUGUGUAGUACUACAUCAGAUGAAUAGUACUGUACCUGUGUAGUACUACGUCAGUACUACAUCACAUGUAUAGAACCUUUGUAGUAGCUCCUGUUUUGAUUGUCCUUUUCACAAUGUCAGGGUGAACCUAUAUAAGGCUGCUAUAUCAGCCAUCUUUGUGCCUAGUUCUAUUACUACUCCUAUCUGUCGCUGCUUUUCGUGAAGUUGUGCUGCAUUCUCCUGCUGCUCCUGAUGCACAGAUACUCAAAGAUGAACUCAGUGGCAACAAGUACACUCUUAGUAGAUGGGAUCUAGAUCCUACAUUUAUGAAUGAGUUGUGUUCAUGAAAAGCCUAGUGGGCUAUAAGUUUGAUAGCCCCUAGCCUAGUGGCAUAACACAUGACAAUUUAGUAAUGCACCUGCAAUGUGCACCAACACAUAUGAACGCUAUGCAGUAAACCAGUUAAGAUUUUUUCACGUC